UAUAAACUCUCCGUGCAGCUUUGUCGGUGACUUAUGACACUGUUGGCAUAUUUUUAUACCGUUUGAUCUGAUACCUCCUUAGUGAAUGGUCAGUGAAAAUGUUUGAUGAAAAAAACUGUACUUAGACUGAUUUCAUCAUGCUAGGGAUUAAUUCAAACAUUCUGUUUCUACUAUUUGCAAUUUGUGAACGUUUUCAAUUCGGAGACGGAACUAGUUCGAUUAAAAGUUUUUCAGUUGAAAUUAACAACAUAAAGCUAAAAGAUUCGACAGAUAUUCAUCAAAUAUACUUAAAGGCAGGACAACAUGAAGGAAAAUCAAGUAUUAUUAGUGCCAAACCUUUGCCAGACAUAAAGCUUGAAGGUCAUAUUCUGCAAAAUGGCCAAGUAAUUCCGGAUAAUAUCAUAACAUUUCAAGAUAUAAUCCAUGUUAACAUUCAAAGUGAUGCUGGCUGCAGUUCUGAAUGUGAAUAUACAGUCAUGAUAAGGUUUAAUAUCAUGAUAACGGAAAAAUAUGAUGGAUCACAAUUGGUUUUGUUCAUUGAAAAAAAAACCCAUUGGUAUGAAAAAGUUAUGUGUAUAUUAGAAGUUAUAACAGUUGAAUGGUAUCUUAUCAAUGAAGCUCCUGUCGUUUUUGGGGAAACAAUAAAAUUAGAAUGCAGAGUAGGCGGUAUAAGAUACCUACAACCAGACACACUUUGGAUAUGGACAAUAGACAAUGACGAGCAGAUUUAUUACCAACAAACAACAAGGAACACGAAAUAUGAAAAUUGUGGAUCGUUAUCACGUACAUUUAAUUUGUGCAUUCAUAACUUUUCUGAAGUAGACCUAGGGAUCAAUAUAAAAUGUGCAUAUGGAUUUCGAUCUUAUGAACAGAAAAUAAAUCUUUAUAAUGAAAAAUAUGAAUAUCAUCCAACUAAAGACGAUAGAUCCGUUAAUAUACGGACGGGAAAAAUGUCUCUAAACAUAACUAUGAAUUUCUACAAAGUGUAUCCAAUGCCUAUUUGCCUCGUUCGAAAGAAUGAUGGUGCUGAGAAUCUGUCUGUGCAAUCAAAGGUAAAACAUGGACUUUUCCAUCGGGUAAUUUUAUUUUUGACGACAGAAGUUUCAUCAGUACCUUGUGGUGAACAGCUGAAAAUAAAAUGUACUGCAGCAGGAUAUUCAGAGACAAUAAAUGCAAAACAAAUGAUAGACUGUAAAUCGCAUACAGAUGUUUCAAGUGGUAGCUACAUACUGAAUGUAUCGCAUUAUGAAAUGUUCAUUUUAUCUUUCAUUAUAAGUAAAAUAUUGCCUGCAAAGUAAAAGUACACAUUUCAAAUGAUAAUACCAAUCAUUUAUGGCGUGAACCAAGUUUUGUCAUCAUUGAUUAUAUGAACUACAAAAAUACUGAUACAGAUGAAAGUUUAAGACUUGGCUUGGUAAGAGCUACUCUACUUUGGGCAUUACUGGUGCAGGUGGGUCCCGAGGUGGGACUCGGACACAAAGAGUGUUUAUUGUUUCUAUUUUGUUUACCCUUGUAUUUAUAUUUACUUUAUUUAUUCUUUAUAUGGUAUGUACAAUCAACGACAAAAACUUUUUUUUUGACAUAAUUGUCAAAUUUACACAUUUUUUGUUGGCGUCUUUGUUAGAUUAAAGUGUAUGUUUUUUUUUGAAUUUUUUAGUCAAUUGUGUUGUAUUCCUGCGAUGCAAGUUUACACAAUUUCGGAUGCUGGAUCCCAAUUAUUGCCAAAUUUACCUAUAAUGUUUGAGCAACUCGCCCAAUUUUUUUUUCACUGGUUUCGUUGAUUGAUAGCGUUUGAUUUUGUCAGUUUUUAAGGACUUCUCCUUUUUUGAAUUUGCCUUGGGGUUCGGUAUUUUUGUGAAACAUUUUUAUCUUCGGCUAUAUUGGGAUCAAAUUUUGUAAGCAAGGCGACAAUUCUUGACUUUGAUUUUAUUUUCGCUGGAACAUGAAUCAAUUUGAAUUUAUUUCACAAUCUUUUAUUUAACUUUUGCAAACAUCUGAUGUAGGAGUUUCGACAGGUUUAGCAGCUUUAUAAACAGAUGUCUUGUAUAUUUAGUCUCAUUGUUCACUCUAUCGUAUAAACAUGACAAGUUACGAAGAUGGAAUUUAAAUGAAGGAAACAAGGGCAAAAUAGUUUUACAAACUUGGUUUAGUUUGAUAAUAAUUGUCUGUUCGUUAACAUUUAAAUAUUAUUCUUUAUUCAUUUGGUUUCCGUUUCCGUUUAUAGUAAAACAAUAAAAUUUUAAAAAGUUUAA
Molecule: messenger RNA, 2252 nt
Organism: Mytilus californianus (California mussel)
Lineage: Eukaryota; Metazoa; Mollusca; Bivalvia; Mytilida; Mytilidae
Exons: 7
Coding region: 138-1298 (386 amino acids)
Source: RefSeq, a predicted model, not a curated record